Panicum virgatum (switchgrass) is the source of this 2004-nucleotide messenger RNA. Its product is annotated as polyadenylate-binding protein 4-like. The coding region runs from base 1 to 1845 and encodes 614 amino acids. Gene Ontology annotation, molecular function: mRNA binding. Lineage: Eukaryota; Viridiplantae; Streptophyta; Magnoliopsida; Poales; Poaceae. The transcript is spliced from 9 exons. The record is from RefSeq and is a predicted model, not a curated record. Gene Ontology annotation, cellular component: cytosol.
AUGCCGGCGUCGGAGAUGGAAGCGCCUGCCGCGUCCGCGCACGCGCCGGCGGCGGCCGCUGAUCAGCAGGAGGAAACGUCGGCGGCGGCGCCCGCGGCGCCAGCAGGGCCAGGGAGCGAGGAGGCGCAGCCGGCCGCCGCGGCGGUGCCGGCGCUGUACGUGGGCGAUCUGCACGAGGACGUGGCGGAGGAGCACCUGUUCGACGCCUUCAGCAAAAUCGGCACCGUCACGUCCGUGCGCGUCUGCCGCGACAACGCCACCAGCAGAUCGCUUAGAUACGGAUACGUGAACUACUUCUCCCGGGCUGACGCUGUGACAGCUCUUGAAAAACUAAAUCAUAGCUUAAUUUUGGAUAAGCCAAUAAGGGUGAUGUGGUCGAACCGGGAUCCAGAUGCUAGGAGAAGUGGUGUCGGUAACAUUUUUGUUAAGAAUCUUAGUGAUUCUGUUGACAAUGCCAGCCUUCAAGAAUUGUUCUCCAAGUUUGGAGAUGUUUUAUCAUGUAAAGUUGCUAAAAAUGAGGAUGGGACUAGCAGAGGUUAUGGGUUCGUUCAAUUUGCAUCACAAGAACCAGCAGAUGAAGCAAUUGAGAACCUCCAUGGCUCCCUUUUCAAUGAUAGGAAAUUGCACGUUGCUACUUUUGUUAAGAAAAGUGAACGGUCUGCAAAUAAUGAUGACAAGUACACUAACCUAUACAUGAAGCAUCUGGAUGAUGACAUAACAGAGGAACUUGUUAAAUUGAAGUUCUCUCAGUUUGGUCCAAUAGUUAGUUUGAAGAUUAUGAGGAGGCCUGAUGGGUCAUCUAUGGGUUUUGGAUUUGUUAGUUUCCAAAACCCUGAAAGUGCCAUUAAAGCACAAGAGACCAUGCAUGGGAUGCUAAUUGGAUCAAAAGCUUUAUACGUGGCGAGAGCUCAAAAGAAGGAGGAAAGGAAACAAUAUUUGCAGCGUUUACAUGAGGAGAAAAGAAAAGAAAUAAUAAAUAAGAGCAAUGAAUCAAAUGUGUAUAUCAAAAAUAUCCAUGACGAAGUCGAUGAUGACACUCUUCGUGCACGGUUUGGUGAAUUUGGUAACAUAACAUCAGCGAAGGUUAUGCGUGAUGAUAAGGGCAUUAGUAGAGGCUUCGGUUUUGUAUGUUUCAGUACCCCUGAGGAGGCAAAGAGUGCUGUAAGCAGCAUGCGUGGUGUUAUGUUUUAUGGAAAACCAUUGUACGUUGCUAUUUUUCAAAGGAAAGAGGAGAGGCGAGCCAAACUGCAGCAACAUUUUGCUCAUAUUGCCAGAAUGGUUGGACCUGCAAACUCUAUGAUUCCCACAGGAUAUCCACACGUAUACUUUGCACAUCCAAGUACACAUCUUCCUCAAGGUCCUCCAAGACAUGGAUUUGUGUAUCCACCCAUGGGGCUCAGUCACGAAUGGAGGCCGAACAUGUUUCCUUCACCACCUAAUAUCCAACAAAUACAUUCACCCAUGAGAUUCAGCCAUCCAAAGUACUUCUCAAAUGAUGUUAUGGCCAACGGUUUAACCAUUCACCAUGGUGACCCUGUUUCUUCGGUGAAUGAUUCGUUCAGCAGCUAUCUGGCUUCUGCUCCACCGGAGGAACAGAAGAAGUUGCUUGGGAACAGGCUCUAUCCGCUCGUUGAGAGACACCAACCUGAACUCGUGAGCAAAAUCACUGGUAUGCUGCUGGAGCUGGACAACUCUGAGGUAGUCGCUCUGCUUUGCUCGUCGGAGAUGCUGUCAGCCAAGGUCGACGAGUGCGUUCAGCUGCUUCAUGCAACAAAAACCAAGACCGAGGAUCAGGACGCGCUACACCUGGGCUUGAUGGAGUCUGCUGGUGUAAACGCCAAUUGAAGCUUGGCUGCUUGCUUUUGUGUGAUAGGGAUGGUAACUAGGUGGUAGCUGCUGCGUUUUCGCGUCUAGUUUGCGGAGUUUUACCGGUUGGAUUUGCUGAGGUGCUGCUUGCUAUAGAACUUAGCAAUAAUAAAAACUAGAUUCAGCUAGCUAGAACUG